Messenger RNA from Musa acuminata AAA Group (dessert banana), 2517 nucleotides. RefSeq names its product microtubule-associated protein 70-1. Gene Ontology annotation, molecular function: microtubule binding. The record is from RefSeq and is a predicted model, not a curated record. Gene Ontology annotation, biological process: cytoskeleton organization. The coding region runs from base 245 to 2110 and encodes 621 amino acids. Lineage: Eukaryota; Viridiplantae; Streptophyta; Magnoliopsida; Zingiberales; Musaceae. The transcript is spliced from 11 exons.
CACAUUACUUGCAACGAGGGCGAUUGGAAGAGGCGGGGAGGAGGUGGAGGAGGCAGCCAGGGUUGCUUUCGCAAGCGAUCGAUUCGAUCGAAACCGUAGAAAGUAGAUCUCAAUCGCGAUGGAAGAGGAGUUGUGAGGAAGAACCCUAGUUCUCCGAGUCGGAGCUGAGGUCGCAUUUUCGAAAUCUUUGCUCUUUGUUUGAAUGGGACUUUUGCUUUCGAUGUGAGAGCGCAUCAGAUCCGGGAUGUCAGAUCUGUGCGAUUUCAGCGCGGAGGGGUUCGUAGGCGAGGCCGCCGUGGGAAAUGCAACGCCGCAGAAGGCAUCGGCGGUUCUGAUGACGUCUUCGUCGUUCAAGAUCGAAGGGAGGGCGGCGUCGGCCCUGAGGCGGAGGGCCUCGAUGAAGCCCAACUUGGAGGCGGAGGAGUUUAUAAAUCUGCUCCACGGAUCGGAUCCGGUGAGGGUCGAGCUCUGCAGGCUCGAGAAUGAAGUCAGAGACAGAGAUCGAGAAUUUUCUGAGGCACAGGCAGAGAUCAAGGCUCUGAGAUUGUCAGAGCGUGCGAGAGAGAAGGCAGUCGAAGAGCUAACAGAAGAAGUGAAUAAGAUGGAUGAGAAGCUGAAGCUCACUGAAUCACUUCUAGAGAACAGGAAUCUUGAAAUCAAGAAGAUAAAUGAUGAGAAGAAAGCAGCUUUGGCUGCCCAGUUUGCAGCAGAGGCAACACUUAGAAGAGUCCAUGCAGCUCAAAAAGAUGAUGACAUGCCCCCAAUCGAAGCCAUUCUUGCACCCCUCGAGGCAGAGCUGAAGCUAGCUCGGCAAGAGAUUGCAAAGCUGCAGGAUGACAACAGGGCAUUAGAUCGUCUUACCAAAUCGAAGGAAGCUGCACUACUUGAAGCUGAACGGACUGUACAGAUUGCUUUAGCAAAGGCUUCAAUGGUGGAUGAUCUACAAAAUAAGAACCAGGAGUUGAUGAAACAGAUUGAGAUCUGUCAGGAGGAGAACAAGAUCCUGGAUAAAAUGCAUCGUCAAAAGGUUGCUGAGGUUGAAAAGCUUAGCCAGACUGUGCGAGAACUCGAAGAGGCUGUUCUUGCAGGUGGCGCAGCUGCAAAUGCAGUUAGGGAUUACCAGCGGAAAGUUCAGGAGAUGAAUGACGAGAUGAAAACACUUGAUCGUGAACUAUCUCGGGCAAAGGUUUCAGCUAAUAGGGUUGCAGUGGUAGUCGCAAACGAAUGGAAAGAUUCUAAUGACAAAGUUAUGCCUGUUAAACAGUGGCUGGAGGAACGGAGAUUCAUGCAGGGUGAAAUGCAGCAACUUCGAGAUAAGCUUGUUAUAGCAGAACGUACUGCAAGAUCCGAAGCUCAGUUAAAAGAGAAGUUUCAGUUACGGCUCAAGGUUUUAGAAGAUGGAUCGAGAAUGUCGGCUAGUGGUACUUACCGCACGACCAUAGAGGGGAAGAGUGUAAGCAAUGGUCCUUCACGUCGUCAGUCCCUUGGUGGAGUUGAUAAUGUUCCUAAGAGUGUAAAUGGCUUCCUUUCAAAGAGACCAUCUUUUCAGAUGAGAUCUUCUGUUUCUAGUAGCACAGUUCUCAAACAUGCCAAAGGAGCAUCCAAGUCAUUUGAUGGUGGCACUAGAUCGUUGGACCGUAGCAAAGUCCUUUUGACUGGUGCAGGCUUGUCACUGAACAGAUCUUCUGAUGCAACUGGAGAUGGUGUAACACAUGAAAGUUGGAAGAAAAUUCCAGAUGAGAAGACCAAUGAUUUCCCUAAUGUUGACUCAGAUGAUUGUGUCUCUGGACUAUUGUAUGACAUGUUGCAGAAGGAGGUAAUUACACUGAGGAAAGCAUGCCAUGAGAAGGACCAAAGCUUAAAAGACAAGGAUGAUGCGAUUGAGAUGCUGGCCAAGAAAGUUGAUAUGUUGACUAAAGCAAUGGAAGUGGAGGCAAAAAAGAUGAGAAGAGAAGUGGCUGCAAUGGAGAAAGAAGUGGCUGCUAUGCGAGUGGAGAAAGAACAAGAUAACAAGUCUAAGCGACUUGGUGGUUCCAAGGGUCCGGCCAAUAGUUCUCAGCUGCCACCAGGAAGGGCUGUCCCUCGAAGUGGGUUGAUGCGCAACCUAUGACAAGAAAAUAAGAAACAUGAACAAAAUCAAGAAGAGAUUCAGCAUAAGGCUACUUUCUUCUUAUGUAUUUUUCAUCUUCAUAUGCUUGCUGUUGAUUUCUUCAUCAAGACCAGCACCAGACGACCUCGCAACAAUUUGUUAGGGAGCUCAUCUGGGAGACUCAGGUCUGUUUGCAGCUGACAUCGACUGUAGUUGCCUUCUGCAAGUGAUUGUUGGGUUUUCUAACUUAAAAGACCUGUCAUUUUGGUAGGCCAAUGCCUUAUUUGUUUGUAUAGCCUGCUCUAUCUUUGUUAUUCGGCAUUUUGCAAUCGCCUCAGUGUUGUGGUUUUUUUGUUUUGCUUAUUUUCCAAGGAUGUGAAUAUUAUGUAAGUCCAUAUUUGUUUCAUAUUUGUGUUGGUCGGUCUUGA